AUGAGUUAUUAUAAUCCGCAUCAGCAAUCACCCGUCGGAGUUCCACCACCGCAAGGUUCCUCCUCCGUUCCGAUUCCUUCCUUCUAUAUUCAUUCCCUCUUUCUAAUUCACAUUCUCAUUCUUUUCUUUCUCAGGUUAUCCGCCGGAGGGACAAGGAAAGGAAGGAUAUCCACCGCCCGGAUACCCGCCUCCCGGAUACCCGCCGCCCGGAUACCCGCCUCCCGGAUAUCCCCCACAGCAAGGCUAUCCUCCGCCCUACCCCGCCCAGGGCUAUCCUCCGCCGCCCUACGCUCCUCAAUACGCUCCGCCUCCGCCCCCGCAGCAACAAAAUUCACAGAACUCUGGUUGCUUGGAAGGCUGUUUGGCUGCUCUCUGCUGCUGUUGCCUAUUGGAUGCGUGCUUCUGAGAUGACAUUUGCUUUGCACAAACUGGAAACUCGAUGAAGUGUGUUUCAGCAUUGAACUCGAUCAAAUCUGUGUCUCUUUUUUCUCUCUUUUCUUUGCUUUACCUUAUCCCUUGUUGAUUUUUUUAUUAUUCUUGUUAAAUAAUAUGAACUGCUACUUGUUUCCAAACCUCAAACUGCUUCAUUCACCUGCUUUUUAUUGCUAAAAAAGUUACACAUUGAUGCUCCU
Messenger RNA from Vigna umbellata (rice bean), 632 nucleotides. Lineage: Eukaryota; Viridiplantae; Streptophyta; Magnoliopsida; Fabales; Fabaceae. The record is from RefSeq and is a predicted model, not a curated record.